ACAUGGUGAGCCAGGCCCUGGAGCUGUCCAACCAACCACACGUGGUCGUGGCGACGCCGGGCCGACUGGCUGAUCACAUCCGCAGCUCCGACACCUUCAGCAUGAGCAAGAUCCAGUUUCUGAUUUUGGACGAGGCGGACCGGCUGUUGGAGCAGGGUUGCACCGACUUCACCAAAGAUCUGGAAACGAUCCUGGGAAUUUUACCAGCUAAACGGCAGACGCUACUGUUCAGCGCCACACUCACUGACACCCUGCAUGAGCUGAAGAACAUUGCCAUGAACAAACCUUACUUCUGGGAGAGCAAAUCGGAGACACGAACAGUGGAGGAGCUGGACCAGAGGUACAUCCUCACUCCAGAGAAGGUGAAGGACGCCUACCUGGUCCACCUGAUCCAGAAGUUUACUGACGAGCAUGACGACUGGUCCAUCAUCAUCUUCACCAACACUUGCAAGAGCUGCCAGAUCCUCACCAUGAUGCUGCGGGAAUUUAAUUUUCCGACCAUCUCACUGCACUCCAUGAUGAAACAGAAACAACGGUUUGCAAACCUCGCCAAGUUCAAGGCCAGCGUCUUCAAAAUCCUGAUUGCGACAGAUGUGGCUGCCAGAGGUUUGGAUAUUCCAACUGUGCAGGUCGUCAUUAACCACAACACCCCUGGCCUUCCCAAGAUCUACAUCCACAGAGUUGGACGAACAGCAAGAGCAGGGAGGAAUGGAGUUUCCAUCACACUGGUGACACAGUACGACAUCCACCUGGUCCACUCUAUCGAAGAACAGAACAAGACGAAGCUGAAAGAAUAUCCUGUGGAGGAGAAAGAAGUCCUGAAGAUACUGACCCAGGUCAAUGUGACAAGGCGGGAGUGUGAAAUUAAACUCGAGUCAACAGAUUUUGAUGAGAAAAAGGAGAUCAACAAGAGGAAGCAGCUGAUCUUGGAAGGAAAGGAUCCAGACCUGGAGGCUAAGAGGAAAGCCGAACUGGAGAAGAUCAGGAGCCAGAAGAAGCGGUUCAAACAGAAAAUCCAGGAGAGCAUUCAAAAACAGAAACGUGGACAGCUGAAAAAGAAACUCAAGAGAAAACUGAUGAAAAAAAAAAAGGCAGCGCAGGCAACGGUGUGAAAACUGCUGUGACCCAUGUAUAUACUACAAGUUUAUAACUGUACACUAUGUAAUAUUUUCCCAUCUGCAAAUAAAUUUAAAGUUGUGCUGAAUCUCAUGCCAUAAAACCA
Molecule: messenger RNA, 1222 nt
Organism: Micropterus salmoides (largemouth bass)
Lineage: Eukaryota; Metazoa; Chordata; Actinopteri; Centrarchiformes; Centrarchidae
Gene: ddx49
Product: DEAD (Asp-Glu-Ala-Asp) box polypeptide 49
Molecular function (GO): RNA helicase activity; ATP binding; nucleic acid binding
Source: RefSeq, a predicted model, not a curated record